Molecule: messenger RNA, 5019 nt
Organism: Volvox carteri f. nagariensis
Lineage: Eukaryota; Viridiplantae; Chlorophyta; Chlorophyceae; Chlamydomonadales; Volvocaceae
Exons: 21
Coding region: 1-5019 (1672 amino acids)
Molecular function (GO): protein binding
Source: RefSeq, a predicted model, not a curated record
AUGGGUUGCACUGCAUCUGUAUCGUCUCGGUCUCCGCAUGGAAACAAGGUUAUGCCUAACGAUGGGAUUUCUAGACGAAAUAGCGCUCGAAGCGACGCAAGCUCGACAGCAGAAGGCGCCGGCAAAUUCUCUUUGUCGGCGGGCCCCUACAUCGGACUUUGUAGCAGCAAAAGCGACAAGUCCGCCAUCUCUCCGAGGCCUCGAUCAAUGCUCUUGAGGGUCAAAGGUUUCGGAGGCGGGGGCGAGGACAAAGACAAGCGAGCCGCGGACGAAGCUUCAGCUAAGGCACCCGAAUCGCCCCCGCUAGGAAAAGACAGCCUGUUGGCAGCUCCAACGAGCCGCAAAAGCAGCUUGGAAGGGAGCCAGCUAUCAGCCCACGCCUCGGUCAACGGCGCGGACGCGGAAGCGGAUGCUGACGCGGCGAAGGGGAGGCUGGAGCCGGCGGAAGCUGCUGAGCGCGGGAUCCCGCUUCCCGGGUCCGCGGAGAGUCCGAAGCGGGGUGCGGCGGCCCCUGGGCCUCCCCUGGAGCUCCUGCAAACCCCUGCUACUGCUGGUAAUGGCCCGCCGGCGUCCAGCUACCCCAGGCCCGACCAUGAGUCCACAGAUGAACGUGAGUGCGUGAGAGCAGCAGCAGCAGCAGCAGCCUCCGAGGCCCCACCUCCGUCAACUCCCCCAGCCAACCCCCUAUCCGUUACACAACUGGGCAUUACCCUACGUGGCCUACGGAAGCUGUACGACAGCCUUCGAGAACGCUUCGGAUCGCAUCGAUUAUGGGCCAUGAGCACGGAGGAGCUUGUGCGGAUGUGGGUGAUGGAGAUAACGGGGUCUCGCCAGUGCCGCCUUCUAGAAGUAUCUGAUUUGGUGGAUGCAAAUGAUGUAGCUCCGCCAACGUAUUUCGUCAGUCAUGCGUGGCAGAAUCGAGCAGGUCUCCUGUUCGAGUCCGUGCUGGGGCAUUAUUUACUGGCGGGUUCUUUGGCGGACGAGCCACAGGCUGCGGCGGCGGAAGUAGCGGUGUGGAUUGAUAUCCUCGUUGUGAACCAGCACGACGGUACGGAAGGGCGGCGGCUGGAUCUGGCGGCGGUGGAGGAUGUCGUACGGGCCUGCAGCGGCGGCACAAUUGCCGUUACAGAUCUGGCCGCUGGCGUCAACCCGGCAGCUCGGGCGUGGGUCCUGUACGAAUGGGCUACCACGUUGACCGUACAUGGCCCUGAGGCGUUGCAUGUACAGCUCGACCCGUACGAACGCUCGUCCAUCAUCGGCGCACUGGAUGUACGACAGGCCAGCUGCAAGUCCGUCGCUGACAAAGCCACCAUCCAUUCCGCCAUCGCGGCGUCGUACGGCUCCGUCGAGGCGUUCAACACACGGCUGCGGCUACAGCUCCUGCUACAGCCGCUGUCUUACAGGGAGGAUCUGCGGCGGCCGCCGCCUCCUGCCGCCGCCGCCACCCUUCGGCCCCAGUGGGAUCUUUCCCCCAUUCGUUCUUGGCUCGAGGGGGGGGAGGGGGAAUCCCGGGUUUUGUGCCUCCUUGGCGGGCCAGGCGAGGGCAAGACCUCGUUAUGUGCGACGCUGUGUGAUCGGGAGACAGGGCUGUUGCGGGGUAGCGGAGGGGUGUGUGGAGGGGCUGGGGGGGGUGGUAAUGUGGUUUCGGCGCACCACUUUGUUCGGUUCAACGAUCGGCGGCGGCAAGAGCCCCAGGGCAUCGUCAAGAGCCUGACUUACCAGCUGGCGGAGAGCCUCCCUCUGCUGUCCAAUUACGUGCUACAGCUGGAUGCGGCCGAGGUGGCGCAGCUGCCCGGGGACGGGGACGAGGGUACGGCAUUCCAGGAGCUACUGCUGAAACCCCUCUGCGCCCUCAGUGGGGGGGGAGCGGGUGUGAUGGGGGCGGGGCAGGUGAUCAUCCUGAUCGACGGGCUGGAUGAGGCGGACCCGCCCACCCCCGCGGGGCAGCCGCCGCCGCCGCCACUGCUACUGCCGCUGUCCCCCCGCCGCCUUCCCUCACCGUUGCACGGCACGGACGCGACGGCGGCCCUCCUCUUGUCGCCGUCGGCGCGCGGCAGUAGCCGCGCGGCACUUCUACCGCCGACGUCAUCAUCUCCCGCCGCCGCCGCCGCCGCACCGCCGCCGCCGCUGCCAGUGUGCGGCAACAAAGUCGUACAAUUGCUGGCCAAGCAGCUCCGCACACUGCCUUCGUUUGUCCGGUUCGUGGUCUCGACGGAUCCUGGCGCAAUGGGUGGACAUGUACGAGCGGCUCUGGACCGCGCCUUUGCGGACUGCGGCGGCGUGUCGUACAUGACGCCACAGCAGCUUCGAUGCCGACAGCAGGCGGCCGACGCGGCGGCGGGUCCCGGCGGAAGCGGCGGCGUGCUGCUGUACCACACGGUAAUGAAGGAGUGCCUCGGCGGCGUCUCCGCCGCCGCUGCCGCCGUCACGACGGCGGUGGCGGCGGCGAAGCCGCCGCCCACUGCCAAGCCGGUCCUGCCGCCGCUGUCUUCCGCCACGGUAUCCGACCUGCACGCAGCUUAUUCGCAGCUUUUCUCUGCCGGCAUGUCCCGAAUAGGCAAGUCUGAGCAAGAUGCCGUACGGGGCCUGUUGGAGGUGCUGCUGGCGGCGCAGGAGCCGCUCCCGCUCUCCCUCGUGGAAUCCAUGGGCCUUGCACCAGCUCUCCAUCUCGUGCCGGGGUACGGCAUUCUGAUUGCUGGCCCACUCAGGGGGCCCGGCGGCGGCGGCGGCUGCGAUGACGGGGUCACCGCUGCCACUUCAUCCCCAUUGUCGUACUCUCCUCCGAGCUCUGCCUCACAGCUACCCGACAGCCCCCGCUCAGCAGCGUCCCUCUGCCGUACACCCUCGCCGUACGCACUCAAGUACCUUGUACGGCACCUUGUCGCCGGCGGUGACCUCGACUCGCUGGAUAAAGUAUUGCAGCAGUACGGCUUUUUGGCUGCCGUACUCAGCCGCGGCCUGGGGCAGGCGUUGUUGCGUGAUUUGCUCGGCCUGCCGGGCCCUACACCACUCGCAUGCGACAUGUUGCGGUGGCUUCCGGACCAGCAAUCGGUGUUGGUGGGGACCUUGACGGGGGAGGACGUGUUGGGGAAUGUACUACAGCACUGUCCGGUGGGGAGUACGGCAUUCCAGGCGGCGCAGGCGCACAUUUUGGCGGCGGCGGCUGCGGCGGGUCGCCCGGGCUGGAGGCUGCAGCACGGCCUGGGCUUGCCUAGGACAUGGCCGGCGUUGCGAGGCGUUUUGGAGGGGCAUUCCCGCGUGGUGAUGGCGGUGGCUUGGAGCCCGGACGGUCGUACACUCGCCAGUGGCAGCGGCGAUGCGACUGUACGACUGUGGGACGCGGCCAGUGGCGAGUGCAUCGCCACUCUGCAGGGCCAUGCCAGCGACGUCCAGGCUGUCGCUUGGAGCCCCAGUGGGGGGGCCCUGGCCAGCGGUAGUAACGACGGCAGUGUACGACUGUGGGACAUGGCCACCGGGGACUGCGUGGCCACAUUGAUGCUGAGUCAGCCCGGGGAGGAGGUUCGCUGUGUUUCGUGGAGCCAUGAUGGCCGUACAUUAGCCAGUGGCAGCAACCUGGGGGAGGUGCGGGUGUGGGAUGCGGCCAGCGGAGACUGCGUGCUGGUGCUGGAGGGUCAUGUGGAUGCCGUACUCAGCGUGGCCUGGAGUCCCCGCGGCGGUCUCCUAGCCAGCGGGGGCGAGGACGAGACUGUACGGCUAUGGCACCCGGCCAGUGGGCAGUGUACGGCGACCAUGCUGGGACACGCGGGUUCCGUUCGCAAGGUGUCUUGGAGCCCGGAUGGUCGUACACUCGCCAGUGGCAGCGACGAUGCCACCAUUCGGUUGUGGGAGGCAGCCAGUGGCGAGUGCGUGUCUACAAUGGAGGGUCACUCCUGGCCGGUGACGUGUGUGUCCUGGAGCCCGGAUGGACGAGAUUUGGUCAGCGGGUCAACGGACCAAACCAUUCGAAUCUGGGACGCGGGAACGGGAGUUUGCCUCGGGGGGCUGGAGGAGUUUUCGUACAGUGUGGCCUGGAGCCCCGACGGUCGUACACUGGCCAGUGGCGGCAGCAUCGACCCAUGUGUACGGCUGUGGGACGUGGCCGCCACAAUUGGGGCGGCGGAGGAGGGCGCGGGGUCAGGAGGGGGAGGGCAGCAGGGCCACUCGGACAUUGUCAACAGUGUGUCUUGGAGCCCGGAUGGUCGUACACUCGCCAGUGGCAGCGACGACCGGACCAUCCGGCUGUGGGACGCGAGUACGGGCGAGUGUACCGCCACCUUGGAGGGCCCCCUGGAUCGUGUGUUUGCCGUAUCCUGGAGCCCGGACGGUCGUACAUUGGCCAGUGGCAGUAGGGACAUGGGGGUACGGCUUUGGAAUGCCAAGAGCGGGGGUUGCACCAACGUGCUCAAGGGUCACCUGGACACGGUAUACAGCGUGACGUGGAGUCCCGAUGGUACGGCACUUGCCAGCGGCAGCGGUGACAAGACGAUUCGGUUGUGGAGUACGACAAGUGGGCAGUGUACGGCCACAUUGGAGGGUCAUUUGGACACUGUUUGGGCGGUGGCCUGGAGCCCGGACGGGAAGGCACUGGCGAGCGGAAGCAUUGACGCCAGUGUACGAAUAUGGGAUCCUGCGGCCGCCAGGUGUACGAUAAAAAUGGACGGGCACUCGAGUGAGGUGCGGAGUGUGUCUUGGAGCCCGGACGGUCGUACACUCGCCAGUGGCAGCAUCGACAUGACCAUUCGGUUGUGGGAUACGGCAACUGGCAACUGUACGGGAGUACUGCGGGGGCAUUGUGGUUGUGUUUUCAGUGUCACCUUCAGCCCAGAUGGUACGACACUGGCCAGUGGGGGCCGGGACAAAAAUGUACGACUGUGGGACGUGGCGGCCGGCGGAGAGCUUGUUACCGUACUGCAGGGCCACCCAGACGAUGUGAACAGCGUUUCUUGGAGCCCGGAUGGUCGUACACUCGCCAGUGGUAGCGACGAUGAAACUAUUCGAGUGUAUGUCAGGGAAGGUUGA